Molecule: messenger RNA, 10824 nt
Organism: Schistocerca cancellata (South American locust)
Lineage: Eukaryota; Metazoa; Arthropoda; Insecta; Orthoptera; Acrididae
Gene: Rab3-GEF
Product: MAP kinase-activating death domain protein
Exons: 38
Coding region: 204-6056 (1950 amino acids)
Biological process (GO): regulation of apoptotic process; regulation of Rab protein signal transduction
Cellular component (GO): cytosol
Molecular function (GO): guanyl-nucleotide exchange factor activity
Source: RefSeq, a predicted model, not a curated record
ACGCUUUGGAUUUUAAACAAUUUCUUGAGAACAUUAAGAUGACCAGGAAAAGUGGAGAUUUAAUGUUGCAUAUUAAUUAACAAUAUCCUCUUGUAAAUAAUAGAAUUAACACAACCAUGUGCUCAUCGCUGCACUGUGCUGUCGUACAAGAGCUCCGUCAUCAAAAAUUUAGCCAACAAGUGACGUGACAAAUUCUGUAGACAAUGUGUGAUAUUCAAAAAAAGUUUCUCUGUCCCCGUUUGGUGGACUACCUCGCCAUUGUGGGAGCACGCCCACCAGGUCCGGGACCAGGCUCAAGAGUGGGCUCCAGUGGCAGUACUCCUGCAGUGCAGACUCCAGAACUGUUGCGCAGGUAUCCAAUGGAAGACCACAAGGAUUUCCCUUUGCCUCUUGACAUGGUUUACUUUUGUCAGCCGGAAGGCUGUGUCUCUGUGGGACCACGCCGUACUGCUCUACGAGAAGCAACCUCUUUUGUCUUCACAUUAACUGAGAAGGAUUCAGGCAAGAGUCGAUAUGGAAUCUGCGUUAAUUUCUACCGCCCAAUGGAACGUGUUGCACCACCUGCUGGACUUAGUGGGUCUCGCCGAGACCGUCGCUCAUCGGCAUUUAGAAGAGAAUCGUGGAGAAAGAGUGUUGAGAAAAGCUCAGAUUCAGCUUUUUCUAGUGAUUACCGGAGCAGUCAGGUGGCCCCUAGUGACUCUGACCGGGAUUGUCCCAGCAGCAGCAGACGGGAUUCUGACAGCCAGCAUCCAGCUAGCCUGCGACUGGGGGUGGCCGGAGCUGGUGUACCUGGUGGGGGCAAUGAUUCGGAGAGUGGUGGUUCUCAUUCCCCUUCACCUCGUGCCAGCCGUCGUGCGAGACAGAGGGUCCGGAAUCAUUCUCUGACUUCUUUGUGCCUCUUAUCUCAUCACCCAUUUUUCUCAAUAUUUCGCGAAUGUUUAUUCAUUCUCAAGAAACUCAUAGAUGCUUGCAAUGAGAAUACAUCACCAAGACGUGUUGGGGCUUCCAGGAGGCCACUACGGGGGGAUUCGGUGUGGAGUGUGCUGACUGGUAGGGCCUAUGAUGGUACUCCAUCUAUUGUUUUACAUGAUGUACGUGAAAUUGAAACAUGGAUCCUGCGGUUACUGAGUGCACCAGUUCCAGUACCUGGGAAGACAAGAGUGGAGGUGGAAGUCUUGUCACCAAGCGUUCGUCCACCACUCGUAUUUGCUCUUCCUGAUCACACACGCUUUUCCUUGGUGGACUUUCCAUUGCAUUUGCCAUUAGAAUUAUUGGGUGUUGAUAUAUGUGUGAAAGUCCUUACACUCAUACUUCUUGAGAAUAAGCUGGUGCUACAAUCACGAGAUUACAAUGCCUUGUCCAUGUCUGUGAUGGCAUUUGUAACAAUGAUUUACCCAUUAGAGUAUAUGUUCCCUGUGAUACCUCUCUUACCAACAUGUAUGAGCUGUGCUGAACAACUAUUACUUGCACCGACUCCUUUCGUCAUUGGUAUACCAGCCAGUUUUCUAAUGUACAAAAAGAAUUUUAGGCUUCCUGAUGACAUCUGGCUGGUCGACUUGGACUCAAAUAAGAUAACACCGCCAUCUGGAGCAACAGAUGAACUACCACCAUUACCAGAACCUGAGGGGACAAUUUUGAAAAACCAUCUUAAACAGGCACUGUCAAGUAUGUCACUGGCAGCACCAACAGUAGUGGUUCCGAGAGAAGAAUCCAUAACCACAGAAGCACAUCAGCAACAUCCCUCUCAGGGCCAGUGGCAGGGUAGCUCUGCUGCACCAUCCCAGCAAUAUUAUCAGCCUCACCAAGUUCAACAACAUCAUCAACAACUGCAGCAGCAACGGCAACUGCAACAGCAACAGCAGCAGCAGCAGCAGCUGCAGCAACAACAACAGCAACAACAACAACAACAAAUGAGCUCCAUCCCUAGGCCAGGAAUGGGAGCUCCUAGUGGCAGAAGAGAAUCACAUGUUCCAGAACCUUUACAUGCUACAACAGGAUUCAACCCAUUCAUAUAUGGAAAUGAUGUUGACUCUGUUGAUGUUGCGACAAGAGUAGCAAUGGUGAGAUUUUUCAACUCCCAGAAUCUUCUAGCAAAUUUUGCUGAACACACGAGAACCCUGAGACUCUAUCCAAGACCUGUUGUGGCAUUCCAGAUUAAUAGUUUCUUGAGAUCCAGGCCUCGAACAACACAUUUUCUUAACCGCUUUGCUCGUACUCAGGCUGUGGAAUUUCUGGCAGAAUGGUCUCUAACUCCUAGCAAUGUCGCGUUCUUGCGUGUACACACUGGGGUGUUUGAUCCUACUCUUAUUGGAGAUAAAUCUAAGUGGUAUGCACAUACUCUGGAACCCAUUUACUUCAGUGUGUGGGAUGAGAGCAGUUCACUGAGUGGGGCAUUGCGAUCAUUACGUCAGCAGGAGCAACCAACAGAUGAAAGUGGUUCUGAUUCAGAAGGAGCUGAGAGCACAAGCUCAUCAUACUCUUCUCUCAGUGACUUUGUAUCAGAAAUGGUAUCAUCUGACUUAUCACCAAGUUUCCCACCAACAUCAGUUGAUCGUACAGAGCCACCUCCAGCUGCACUGACCAUUCAGCCAUUAGCUCUGUGUAGUGGCCUUGACCACCGCACUGUAUAUAAUCCACCAAGCAGUCUGCAGUUUCCUGGUUCCAUGAUGCCUGCUGUCAGUGCUCCAGCAACAUCACCUCCAGGCUCAACCUCUUCUAGCAGGAGUGAUCUCAGCUCCCCUUCCCUGAAUCGUGAUUCUGAACUUGAUUUUGCUGCAGCUCUAGGGGGAGACCAACAAAACUCAUCUCACCUUCCAGUAUUAACUGAAUCAAAAGAGAAGGAAGAUAUAGCAAGCCCAGGUGGAGAAUCAGAUUCCAACUCAACGAUGACAACAGCUACCCCUAAGACUGUACUAAGUCAACAGUCAUCUAUACUGCACCGAUCUCCUACUCCCAGCCUUGGUAGUGAGGGCUCUGGUUCACUCUCACUAGGAGGUUCAUCAGAUAGAGAGAGAGAUAGGCCUGGCACUCCAAGAGCACCUCAUCGUCCACCACGGCCUGCCACACCAGUUCCUCCUUCAAGCCCAGGCCCACAGCGCCAAACAAGCUUGGGAAAUGUCCUGGCACGUACUGCUAGUUUUGGUUCGGGAAGCAGCAGGGACAGUGGCAGUGGGAGUAGUGGCGUUCCACGACAGGGUAGCCAAACAUCAUUGCUGGAACAAUUUGCUGUUUCUGCAAAGGAAUUGGUGCGAGAAACUACGCGGCAGAGUAGUCAGGAUGGACUCCUUGCACAUAUGGACAAGUUGAAACUACAAGCCAAAGAAAAAAUCAAUGAGGCAACUCAUGAAGAGGGAAGCUUAUUUGCACCUCUUGAACAGCUUACUAUCCAGGCCAAAAAAGCAGCUGAAGAGGCUUCAAAAUCCGUCCAAGAAGCAUCUAAGACAGCUCUGGAAGCCAGUAAGACUGCAGCUGGUGUCAGCAAGAAUACAUUUGAGGAUUUGACAUAUGUUGGAAAGAGUACCCUGGGUGAUCUAACAAAAAGUGCCAAACAGGCUGCAGCAAAGAAAGGAUUUAUUAAGCCCAACCAACAACAGCAGCACCAACAGCAACAGCAGCAGCAGGGAAAUAUCCAGACAGCUACUGGACAGCCGGGAGGUGGUCCAAACAACUUAUUGGUGCAGCCUGAUCUAGGCCGCACUGCAGGCAGAGACUUCUUCUCCAAUGUCAGUUCAGAGCUGAAUGGCAUUGCAGCCCAGACCUCCAGCAUGUUCAGUGGAUUCUUUGGAUCAAAAAGCUCUUCUAGUCCUAGAAGCAGUAGCCCUGGAACGGCAGCUGCCACUGUCACCAAGCCCAAAGAAAAGGCACAGCCAUUUGGUCCUUUUCCUAAAGGUCGUAAGGGAUUGGUAGAAAAAUCAUCUCUGAUACGACAUACAACUACAAAAAGCAGGCAAGAGGAAUUGCAAAGAAUACAGAGUGCUGAACGUUCCACCACAAAUUCUGAGAAUCAAGCUUUCCUGAAGGAUGUUGUGAAUCAAGUUUUAGAUGGGGAAGGUGUUGGAUGGUUAAAAUUAAAUCGCCUGAAAAAGCUUAUGGAGGAUGAGAGCUACAGAAACUUUGUAGUGAGCAAGUUGAAUCGUACUCUGGAGAGAAAAAUCAGUCCUGAUGAUCACAUUGAUGAUGUUUGUGUCAGUCGAGCUGUCUGGAAAGGCAUGUUGAAAACACUACAAGCUGUGAUAUACGGCUUGGAGCAAACAUAUUCAAACUAUGGUUUGGGUGGCAUGGCUUCAGCAUUUCAAGUGCUGGAGAUUGCACAUACACACUACUGGACAAAAGAUUUAUCGGAAGCUCCAGGCAUGGAUCUUGCUGCUAGCAGUACUGCUGCGAUGUCACAGGCAUCAAGUCCAUUUGGAAGUCAUGAAAAUCUGAAGUCUCCGCAGAGCCCGCAUGGUUUCCAGCUUCCCCCUCACUCCGAUUUUUAUCCUCCAGACAGUUCUCGGAAAUCAUCUCAGGCUGGUAUUUAUGAUUCACCUCCAUCAGUGCGGUUGAUUCAGGAUCCUCAACAAGGAACAGAAGAAAGUGGUGAUGGGCAGUCUACCACUGAUAUGCUCCGUGAUUUGCUCAAUCAGAAACGGCAUUUGCUUUUAUCUAAACUAACCUCCAUGGACUCUGAGGGUGGGACUGAGAACACUUUACAUGGCUCAACUGAGGGUGUGGCUUCUUGCAAUGCAUCCGAUGCUGGCAGUAUCAUCACAAACCCGGCAUUCACAAGACAAAGGGCCGGUCACCAAGCUUCGUUCCGUAGUACUGUUUCUGAUAGUGAGAUAGAACAGGGCAAUUUUCCACGCCAAGCAAAGCAACGAACACCUAGUGUCUGGUCGAGCAAAUCAUCUCUUAGCACCGGAUUUCGAUAUCAUGGUGGAAAUAUGAUCAACACUUCAACAACACCAAGUCCUGAUACAGGAAGAACAUAUCUCUUUGAAGGACUUAUUGGCAAGGAACGCUCCAGCCUGUGGGACCAGAUGCAGUUUUGGGAGGAUGCCUUCCUUGAUGCAGUUUCACAAGAAAGAGAUAUGGUUGGAAUGGAUCAAGGACCAGGAGAGAUGAUGGAAAGGUAUAAUUCUCUCAGUGACACAGAAAGGAAAAGGUUGGAACAUGAUGAAGAUCGACUUCUUUCCACAAUGUUGUAUAACCUGGUAGCAAUCAUGGUCAUGAUGAAUGUCAAUAAAUUAGAUAUAAAGCGUAAAGUGCGCAGACUGCUUGGAAAGAGCCAUAUUGGGUUAGUCUACAGUCAAGAAGUUAACCAGUUACUGGACCAAAUAAACAACCUGCAUGGCAAUGACAUUGAUCUGAAGCCACUAGGCUCAAGGCAGAUGCAUCGACAAAGCUUUACAGUUCAUGCAGGUGUAGAUCCUUCUGGUGAUUUACUGUUCCUUGAAGUUCGUGAAGAUGGACUUGUCUUGCGUUCUGUGAAUGGUACAAUUGUUGAGCGGUGGUGGUUUGAACGGCUUGUUAACAUGACGUACAGCCCAAAAAAUAAGGUGCUGUGCCUUUGGAGACGAAAUGGUGGUCAGACACAGUUGCAUAAAUAUUAUACGAAAAAGUGUAAAGAUCUCUACUAUUGCAUAAAAGAAGCAAUGGAGCGGGCAGCAGCAAGAGGUAGUGGUGCUUUGGCCGGAGUAGAACUUGGAGGGGAGUUCCCAGUGCAAGAUAUGCGAACUGGUGAAGGUGGCUUACUGCAAGUGUGUCUUGAGGGAGUUGGUCUGCUUUUUGCCAACAGCAAGGAUUUCGAGUUCUUUGUACGGUUGGAUCACAUUCGCAAAUGCUUCACUCAGAAAGGUGGAAUCUUCGUCUUGGAAGAAUAUAACCCCAAGACAAGACAGGUGAUACAGAGGAGGUACAAGUCUUCAAUGUCAGAUCAGAUUUGCUACUCGGUGCUGUGUGUUUUCUCGUAUGUCGCAGCAGGACAAGAACACAGGCAUUUGCAGCAAAGCCAAGGAGAUGGGGUGUCUCUUCCAUCACAACAACACUCGUCACACUCUCCGCAGCACCUUCAUUGAAGUUCUGAUUUCUAUUUUACCUUGGUUUCUUAUUGAUUCCAAAACUAUGCUUUAUUACAGUUUAAUAUUGGAAGCUUAAUAACACAAAUAAGAAGUUCAAGUUAUGUAUAAAUUUUGUAUGAAAUGUUCAGGUUAUGCAAAAUGAAAUGAAUGUUCAGUUUGAAAAAGUAGUUGUAACUAUUUAUUUAAAUUCUUAAAUUGCAUAAGUUUUGUUUUCUCAAUACCAUGUAACUUACAGCUAUGCAGUGUUACAUGAAUAUGAACUCUCUUGCAAAAAACAAUGUUUAUCAGUUAGUGCCCAUACAGCUUUUGAUGGCACAAGGGCUUCAUUAUCCAGAACAAAUGUGAAAUGCUAAUUCUCAUUUGACUUCAUUUGGUCUUUAGUUUUGGUCCACAUAGUUUACCCAUCAGCCUCUUACAAAUGUACUUGGAUAAUUUAUGGGUCCACUGCAUGUUAUGGGACAAAUAGUGUAUUUAAAAUAAAUACCAAGUGCAAGUAAUACAACACCAAAUAGAAUAUUAAUGAUAUGUUAUGUAGUCCCAAUAUAUUAUUUCUUUCUAAUGAACACAAAUUUGGUAUCUGUCUCUCUCUAUCUCUCUCUCUCUAUUUCUUAUUUUUUUUAGAAAAAUUGUGUUAUGCCUCAUGGAUCAGAUUCUUUUCCCUUGCACAUAACAAUUUAAGAAUCAUGUGUAGUAUUUUGCUACUUGCAAGAGACAUCAUGAUGUAAGAAUACAGUUAUGUAACACUGAAAUUACUGAAAUGUAAAACUGAUUCAUAAGUAAAUACAAAUAUGAGACAUUGUGUAGGUUGCACAUUUGAGUUGUUUGUUUGUGAACAAAGUUUUGGGAUUUGUGAUUAUUUAAAGACAGAAAAACUUCUUUUAUGUCAGUAAUAUGUGUGAGACAGUAUCUGUUAAAAUGGUGUGGGGAUAGCUGUGCUUGAAGCAAUCCAUAUAUGAAACAAUUACUAUGGCAUUUUUAUGAAGAUAUGACAAGGCAAUAAUAUAGUUGUGUUAUUGCAUAAAUGCAGGUGAAAUGUUAGAUUCUGUUGUAUAUGAAUAAACACAGGCUAUGAAAUUUUGUACGAGACAGUUUGCAUUGUUUUGUAAUUCACUGUGACUCAGAGUGAUAUUAAUUUUUGUAAAUACAAUGUUGCCAUUAACUAAAUUUUAAGAUUUGUGUAUCUGGUUGUCAUUGAACUGUACUGCAAUAUAUAGAUCUGUGUGAUGGAUAUUAUAGCCACAAUUUUCCUUCCCAGAAUUACAGUAUGUAUCACCAAUAAUUGUUGUGUCAUAUAAAGAUAGUUUUUCCAGAAUUUUUACAAUAAUUAUUAUAAAAAGCAAUAACUGCAGUUCGUUGUUGAGAUAAAAUAAUCAAAUGGUGAUCAUAGAUGUGUUUUAAAUUUUGAAGCUGUUUAAUGUUAAAUAAAAUAUAAAUGUGUGGAAAUGAGAAAUUGUUUACACAUUUGCCUGUUCUUUGUAAGCAAUUUUGAACACCAUGGUAGUGACCACUAGUGCUACAAUUAUAAUUUGCACUACAUUCUUUUCUUUAAAUGGAUGUUGUGUAACUCAAAAUGCCAUAGACAGUCUUUAAUACUGUUCAUAAAAUUCCUUUGUCUUGACAGGCAAAUGGGAAAAUGGCUCUGUUUCAUAAUUUUGUUUGUUGCACAACCCUUUCCACUAUAAAUGGAUUAUGGUUAUUGAACAAAAUAUAAGGUGCAGUAAUUCAAUGAAGACAGAAAUGAACUUCAGCUUACAGAGUUAUAGCAAACAUAAAAUGCUUAAAAAGUCAUAUUAACACUACCAAUGAGCAUUGGCAAAAGAGGUAAUGUAGCUGUAGAACGUGAGGAUAUUCAAGACUUAGGAAGUGAAGUCAAAACAAGCAUUCUGGGUCAAGAGAGAUACAGAAAACAGGAUGAUGACAAAAUCAGUGCAUGAUGCAUACCCCAUUUUACAAACUUAGUACAUGUUACUUUUUGUGCUUCCUCACAUCAUUUGUUGCCAUGUGGUACUAUGAAGGUUUUUCUUUUUUGUCUGAAAAAGUGUCAUUUUGUAAAUGCUUUCCUUAAAAGUGUAUGAUCUAAACAAAAAUAUUUUUCUUUAUAUCACUAAUUUAUUUUUCCCAGAUAUUCAUCUAAUUCUUGAAGCUUAAUGUGCAUUAUAUAUUGCAACAAAAAUCAUGCCAAUACAGCCAGAUGCUGUAGAAGCAAUGUUGUGAGGUACUUAAAUAACGUUAAACAGAAUUAUUGGGCUUUAGUCAUAUGGCUCUAAUCAUAUAGGCAGAUUUAACUGCAACUAUAAUUAACAGUGAGUCUCAAACUAUAAGAAUUGGUUGGAACCCGAGAAAAACAGAAUGCAGUAUCUCUCACAAAGUAAAAAUAUUUCUGGGAUCCACUAUUUGUGGAAAUAGUAAUUAUUGAUUUUUAUUGUCAUUUUCAAGUAGUAGGCAACUUUAUAUUUUUUAUUGCACACUUUUUAUACAUAAUACCAUACCAAUAAAUUAUGCCUUUUCUGAAAUCUUAUAAUUAUAUUUUUUCUUUUCUGAAAUGUCCUUAACUCACUAUAAAAAGCAAUAUGGGGUUAUGUUACCUGAUUUCUCAAAGAAAAUAGUUUGUAUCUCUACUGGAGUGCUGAUAAUGCUGCAGUAUUGCCUUAAAAAAUAUUGUGUUUUUGUAUCAUGAUUUGCUUCAAAUUUCAGUGGUCAGUUGUAGUAAUUGCAAGUAAUAAUUCUCUGCUGGAAACAUUUUCUUCACAUUAAACAACUGCAUUGACAGCAGAUGUAAAUGUUAUAGGUUCUUCUUAAUGCUGUUUACUGGAUGGCUCUUUCUCAAAUUGUGAAUGUGGUGAUGUAUUACAUAUGUGUUAUAUUUCUCCUGCAUCUGUCAGUUGAUUGAAACAAUAUUCUAAUUAUAUGACAGAAUGCCAAUUGAACAAUCAAUGUACGUCUCACAUUACCAUGGGUGUUCCAUCUGCUUCAUACGCAGAUUAAAAUAUUUAGCUCAUAUUUAGUUUGAACCACAUCUUAAACCACAGGUUUCUAAAGAAACCUUCAUUUACUGCAAGUAUUAUUUUCUGAAGCUGUUCAUCCUCACACAAACACAAUUUUUUCAAACACUAUUGAUAUUGUAAUAUGUGCCUGCAAUUGUUACAGAAAAUGUGUAUGUCCAUAAAGAAACUCAAGACAAUGUUAUAUUUAUAUUAAAUUUAGAGUUUUUGUAGAAAUGUGUGUGUUGGGAAACAUGUAAGAACCAUCGGUGGUACUGUAGUGUGUACUUGAGAAUGUGAGUAGUUUGAUUUGUAAAUAUGUAUAUAACAUAUUAGGAAAUAUUUUUUGUAGCUUUAAGACAGAUUGUAAUUUUCUACGUUUCUAGCACUGAUGCUUUAUUAUUUGUUAAAUCCAUUUGUACUUCAGUAAGGAGUUUCAUAUCAUUCCAGAUAACAUUCUGAAUGUACUGUAUGAGGUGCUUCCUCAUUUUUUUUUGUAAAUAAAAAUCAGUAUGAAAUGUUACAUACAUCUGAUGUACAUGGUGAUGUACUGCUUUGCAGUUAAGUAAUAUCUUCAAUGUUGUGCCUCCUGUUUAAAGUGCAAAAGUAGUGUGAGUGUAAAAUAGCAUUGCAUGUUUGAAUGACAUGAAUAAUGAACUACUUUCCGUUACUUGUUUUUGUCAGAAAUUAGAAUUUUAAUAUAUUGGUACUGGACUAAUUGUUUGUAUGUUUCUAUGCUGACAAAGUUCAGUCACAUUUUCUUUUUUGUUAGUAUUGUGAUUAGACUUCUGUAGCAUUAGUAGAAGCAUUGCUUUAUGUAAAAUAUUUCAGUGGCAUUACUUUAUCUGAAUUUCUGAUCUUCACCAAAUUUUGUGUGUUGUGGUAAACGAAGUUCUACACUCAUUGACUGCUGAUGAAUACUGAAAACUGAAUACUGAAUAUUUAGUUUUUGAAGAAAAAGUUCCUUGUGUACGAGAUAAUAAGAAUCAAAGAGAAAACAAGAGAUUGACAUGGUAGGGAAAUGUUACAUGUAAAUAUAUUGCACACAGAACUAUGGAUCAAUGAAAGUAUCUAAAACGAAGGAAAGAGAGUGUCUUGAGAAGAAUAUUUUGUUUUCAGAAAUAUAAUGCUGGUUGUUUGAUAAAAAAAAAUUUCUUUAAAUUUCAGCUGUAUUCAAUGAGUGUGAACUUAUCCACCAUGUUACAUUAAUUAUCUUACAACUUAUUUUCCCACCUCAAAUUUUAAGCUUCUAGGUAAACUUUGACUGUUAUAAUGAGGACUUAAAAAAUGUUACACCUUAUGUAUGUAAAAUGUAACAGAGGACGUGUUAAGUAACUGUAUUGACAGAUCCAAUAAUACUAUUGUAAGACAGUAUACAAGAACAUGGCCUGUGAUGCUUAAUGUCAUAAUACUGGAAAUUCCUCCAGAAAAUUUAUUUAGUUUUCCUUAUGAGAUAACAAUUUAUACAAGGUUUGUAAGAAAUCUUUGAAACCAUAGCAUGCAUUUGUGAGUCAUUCAAAAUCAUGUUGUGUACAUUUUAGUUACAUAUUUGUGCAGCAACCAGAAUAAGAAUUUGGCUAAAAUUUCCAAUGUUAUGGAUUUUACUCAUUUCCAAGGAGAGCCAUAAAAUAUAUUAUGUAUUCCAGUAUUACAUUUAAUCUUGGCGUAAAGCCUGAAGAAACACAUGUUAUCUUAUUUAGAAUCAAAUUACCAUGUAUUAAUUGUUUGACUCCCCAUUUUAGAAUUAUGCUAUUUUUCGAAAAUAAAAGGCAUGUUUUCCAACA